This is a messenger RNA of Drosophila albomicans, 1780 nucleotides long. RefSeq lists its product as uncharacterized. The transcript is spliced from 3 exons. The record is from RefSeq and is a predicted model, not a curated record. Gene Ontology annotation, molecular function: transcription coactivator activity. NCBI's taxonomy places the organism in Eukaryota, Metazoa, Arthropoda, Insecta, Diptera, Drosophilidae. Gene Ontology annotation, biological process: positive regulation of transcription by RNA polymerase II. Bases 651 to 1628 code for a protein of 325 amino acids. Gene Ontology annotation, cellular component: RNA polymerase II transcription regulator complex.
GGGAUCAACUUGGACAGUUCUGAGUGACAGCAUCAUUCUUUUAUACAUAUGCAAGCUCCUUGAAUCCAGAGGGCAACGUGCUUGCGUUGAGUACCGUUCUCGUGGUGCGGCCCUUCUAUGCGAUUCUCAACAGCUCUCUCAAUUGCUGGCCAACUUGCUGAGGAAAUAACAAGUUUCUGGAAGGCUCAUUAACAUUAACCCGAUUUCAAUGCAACGCAAAAUACUCGUAAAAUGCAUGUGUGUGCCAUGUAUGCAUGUGAGUACAUAAGUUUGUGAUCCAAUUUACAUAUCGAGGCGGCAGAAAUGCUGACAAUUAAUUAUAAAUGCACACAGUUCUCGAAGGAAGCAAGAAAAAGUCAGCUCGCUUUGGUCUCAAUAUCAUGUUGGAUAGCUUAGUUGAAACCAGAAUGACGGAGCAGAGUCAGAGGCAGAGGCAGAGUUAAAGGUAAACUUGGGUUCCGUUUUGUUCUUCAACAACUUGUACUCGCACUACGAGCUGAGCAUCAUACUACUACCAUUUUUUGGCUAUGCGGCCAAAGAAUUUGUACUCGCAAUUCUUUUGUGUGUGGCUGCUAUAAAAGUGUUGCCUCACGGCUCCAGUGGCAUCAGUAAUCGCUCGGUCAGCACCCAAGCACAACUUUGAAUUCGACAUGCGUCCCUUCACCAUUUCCACUGCGUUGCUCGCACUUGCCGCCCUGGGCGUGGCCAGUCCUUUGGGCAGCACCUACCUGCCACCUCAGGCCAAUGCGUACAGCAGCUACAACACGGCUGCCUCGAGCAGCGCCAGCUCGUACGCUGCUCCACCAGCGGCAACUGGUGGUCACUAUGCUGCUAGCCGUUCUCAUGGAUAUGCUCCGUCGGCAGCUGCGCCAUCUCGUCAGUACCUGGCACCCGCUGUCCAUUCCCAACAGAGCUACUCUGCUGGCGCGGGAUACAACUCGGGUUAUGCCUCGACGCCAGCCGCCUCGCGCAGCAGCUAUAGCGUCGCCCCAGUGGCAGCGCCAUCUCGCCAAUAUCUGGCCCCAGCGACAUCAUUGAGCAGCUACUCCACCUCGGGUGCCACGAGCUACUCGGCUCCAAGGACCUCGUAUAGCAGCCACUCGUCAUCUGCAGCUGCAGCUCCUUCGCGCCAGUAUCUCGCACCUGCUGCUCACAGCAGCUACUCCGCUCCAGCUGCAUCGCACAGCAGCUACUCUGCUCCCGCUCGCAGCAGUUACUCCGCUCCAGCUGUUUCCCACUCCAGCUACUCCGCAUCGGCUUCAUCAUAUGCCCCCGUCGCAGCUCCAUCGCGUCAGUAUCUGGCUCCUGCCGCUUCGCAUACGAGCAGCUACUCUGCGCCAGCCGUCACCCGCAGCAGCAGCUACUCCGCUCCAGCUGUUUCCCACUCCAGCUACUCCGCUCCAGCCGUCACCCGCAGCAGCAGCUACUCCGCUCCAGCUCGCUAUGCGUCGUCGUCUCAUGGCCAGGGUUAUGGCAGCCUUUCGGCGGCUUCUUCUGGCUCAGCUCGCAGCCAGGGUCAGGGUUAUGGAUAUUCCGCACCUGCUUCCUUCGGAGGUGGCUAUGCUCAGGGUGCAGCUGGCACUCGCUAUGCAGCUAAUGGAGGUUAUCAAUAUCGUUACAAGCAUUAAUCUGAUCCCUGAUCUCUGAAGGCAAAACAACUCAAAUUCAAUCAAUACAUUUUUUUUUUUUUGUUUUUUUAAUAAUUUAAAUAAUCGAAAGCAAAGUGUGCAAUAAAUGCGAAAUACUCCGAAACAUUAUUCUUAAAUCAAUUUUAAGCAAA